Molecule: messenger RNA, 1084 nt
Organism: Ceratina calcarata
Lineage: Eukaryota; Metazoa; Arthropoda; Insecta; Hymenoptera; Apidae
Gene: CCDC53
Product: Coiled-coil domain containing 53
Exons: 4
Coding region: 453-1001 (182 amino acids)
Biological process (GO): actin filament polymerization; exocytosis
Cellular component (GO): WASH complex
Source: RefSeq, a predicted model, not a curated record
UAUCGACUUGCAGCAAAAGUAAAAUUUAUUUAUUUAAAUACCGAGAUCUAACGAAUAAUUGAAGUAAGAUCGUCGAGAAACUGGAAAAUCUACGUUGAUAAAAAAUUAAUCGUCUCGGUUUCGUCUAUGCGAUUAGAUAUUGAAAUUGUACUCAAUUGUACUAAAUUAUCAAUUACAGUGCGCCACAUACUCAAAGGUUUUGCAGGGACUGAUUUCACGUCCUUAGAAAUUUGUUGUUGUGGAACGUGUUAAAAGUGUUAAAUACCCCGUCGUUUUUAUGUUAACAACUGCAGCGAAGUGUUUCGCAAAAGAAGAUAACUGCAGCUGAGAGAUUAUCGUUUGUAAAUGAAUACGUUCUCGAUCGAGACUUGCAUGAUUCGCGGGAGCGAUGCGUCGAAACUCUUUGACGUUUCAGAAAGUUAGACGACAAGGAAUAACAUUUAGAAAAUACGAUGAAUGAUUACAAAGUCCCAAUAAUCGAGCCGACUAUCGACUAUACGAAGGUACCACCAAUCAAUCAAAAGAGAACGAUUGCCUUUAUUAAUCAUUUUAUUGUUCAUACUGUUACGUUCUUGAACAAAUUUGCGCUAUCAUGCGAGGAGAGGUUAAUGGAAUUUGAAUAUAAAUUGCAGAGGAUUGAGGCCUCGUUAGAAAUUUUAGAAUCCUGGAUAUCCUCUGUACCUGGCUUGGAGCAAGAUGAAAGUACAAAGAGUGUUAUAGAGAAUAAUGAUAUUAAGCAGGAAGAAACCACUGCACCUAAAAUAGAUGAACCUGAUAAUGUGAAACAAGAUGAACCCAAAGACGUGCACAUCGAAGAACAACCGGCGUGUAAAGAUCCACGUUAUGAAAAGUAUUUUAAGAAGGUACACUUCGGUGUGCCGAAGGAAGCAGUUAAAUUAAUGAUGCAACGAGAAGGAUUGGAUUCUUCUAUUUUGGACGACCCCCGGCAAGUAGUUUCUAACUUGAAGUCCACGAAUAAUGGUGAGAAUAAAGGAGAAUAGAUACUUAGUUAUAUUCGUAUGUUAAGUGCAUAAAAUAUUUUUACGUUAUAAAACACGCAAAUAAACAGCUGUAUGGAUUCCAA